This is a messenger RNA of Labeo rohita (rohu), 735 nucleotides long. RefSeq lists its product as uncharacterized. NCBI's taxonomy places the organism in Eukaryota, Metazoa, Chordata, Actinopteri, Cypriniformes, Cyprinidae. The transcript has 8 exons. The coding region runs from base 72 to 719 and encodes 215 amino acids. The record is from RefSeq and is a predicted model, not a curated record.
CCUGUCCUGACGCCUUACACUAUCACAUCUGAAACCUACAGCCUUAAAAGAUCAGGUCAGGACGAGCGAUCAUGAGAGUGUUUAGCAGAGCGCUGCUUAUCAUCGUCUGCCUUCAUCUCUUAGGUGAAAGCAUUGGACAACUUGAAACAUGUGAACCGGCUGAAUGUUGGAACUGUUCUGCAGCCACACAAUCUCUUUCAACGUCACAUAACUGCAGCGAGGUUUGGAAAUAUUGCAUGAAAAAAGAAUUUAAUGUGACCCUAUAUAUCUCUCCCAGCGUAGUUGAAGAGGGCAUGACUGUGAAUGUUAAUUGCACUCAUAAUAUCCCCAACGGCUCCAUCAGCUGGCUACAGAGCAAUGAGUUACAGGAAGAAAAAAAAGAAAUAUUGCAAAUCAAGUACAUUUUAAAAACCUCAGUCGUCAACUGCAGCGUUAAUAGUGUUUGUGGAAACUACAACUCUGGUUUCACAAUUGAAGUAAAAGCAGCUAAUAAUAUGGUGGUUUUAUUGAUUUGUGUCGGAGCAGCAGCUGGUGUCCUCAUGCUGUUCGCAGUAGUCAUGAAGAUCACGCUCAAGAGAGGACAAGAUUCAGGCCAGGAAGAUACAGAGGCAGCAGAACCUGGAAAACAUCCACAGCACUGUGAACACCGUCACCAGCUACUACUGAGAGAGAGCCUUUCUACUGCUGAAGCUCCUGAUUCACAGCCGUUUCAGUUCUAAACUGAAGAAAAAAAAA